Aspergillus bombycis is the source of this 2256-nucleotide messenger RNA. RefSeq names its product alpha-galactosidase. Lineage: Eukaryota; Fungi; Ascomycota; Eurotiomycetes; Eurotiales; Aspergillaceae. Gene Ontology annotation, molecular function: alpha-galactosidase activity. The transcript is spliced from 3 exons. Bases 1 to 2256 code for a protein of 751 amino acids. Gene Ontology annotation, biological process: carbohydrate catabolic process. The record is from RefSeq and is a predicted model, not a curated record.
AUGUUUGGCUCCCCAAAGCGUGCUGCUUUGGCAGCCGCAAGUCUUCUGACUGUCUUCGGAAACGGCCCAUCAGUCAUGGCACAGGAAACUGCAAGCAGCAAUGCUGUUGUCGCGGAUGGCAAGACCUUCGCCCUCAAUGGAGAGAACGUCUCCUACCGCUUCCGAGUGAAUGAGACCACCGGCGACCUGGUGUCAGAUCAUUUCGGUGGCAGCAUCACUGGCGAUAUCUUCCCAGGACCGGGUCCCGAGGCACUUGGCGGCUGGGUUGGUUUGGCUGGUCGUACUCGCCGUGAAUUUCCAGAUCACGGCCGAGGAGACUUUCGGAUUCCCGCCGUUCGGAUUCGCCAAGAGGCAGGCUACACCGUGACAGAUUUGCAAUAUCAAUCGUACUCGGUGAUUCCGGGGAAGCCUGCUUUGCCCGGCUUGCCGGCAACCUUUGGUAGCGAGGAGGAUGUUACGACUUUAGUGGUACAUCUGUACGACAACUACAGCUCCAUCGCUGUGGACCUGUCGUACUCCAUCUUCCCUAAAUAUGAUGCCAUUGUGAGGAGCGCGAACGUUACGAACAAGGGUACCCAAAAUAUCACAGUCGAGGCACUGUCUAGUUUCAGCUUUGAUUUCCCCUAUGAAGACCUUGACAUGAUUAGCCUCAGGGGCGACUGGGCGAGAGAAGCCCACCGUCAGAGACGGAAGGUGGAAUACGGUCUCCAAGGCUUCGGAAGUAGUACUGGUUUCUCCUCCCACUUACACAACCCCUUCCUUGCGCUAGCGCAUCCCUCGACAACUGAGUCUCAGGGCGAGGCCUGGGGGUUUUCCCUUGUCUACACGGGCUCUUUCUCGGUUGAUGUCGAGAAGGGUUCCCAGGGCCUCACCCGUGCUCUUCUGGGAUUCAAUCCUAGUCAGCUGUCCUGGCAGCUGGGUGCUGGCGAAACACUCACCUCUCCGGAAUGUGUUUCAGUCUACUCAAACGACGGUGUCGGCGGCAUGUCUCGUUCAUUCCAUCGCCUCUACCGCAACCAUCUGAUCAAGAGCAAGUUCGCCACAUCGGACCGCCCAGCGCUGCUUAACAGCUGGGAGGGUCUGUAUUUCGACUACAAUGAGAGCACAAUCUACCGCCUGGCGGAAGAGUCGGCUGCUUUGGGAGUGAAACUGUUCGUGAUGGAUGAUGGCUGGUUCGGCGACAAGUACCCCCGUGUAUCGGAUAACGCCGGUCUGGGUGACUGGGUGCCCAACCCGGACCGUUUCCCUGACGGUCUGAGCCCGCUGGUGGAAAAUGUCACGAAGCUGAAGGCAGCAAACUCAUCCACUGACCUGCGCUUUGGUAUCUGGGUUGAACCAGAAAUGGCCAACCCCAACUCGACCCUGUACCACGAACACCCUGACUGGGUGCUCCAUGCCGGCCAAUACCCACGCACUCUGCAACGUAACCAGCUCGUUCUCAACCUUGCUUUGCCUGAGGUGCAAGACUAUAUCAUCGACUCCAUUACCAACAUCCUCAACAGCUCGGCUAUUUCCUACGUGAAGUGGGAUUUCAACCGGGCGAUGCACGAGACACCCUCUCCCAGCAACGACCACGAAUACAUCCUGGGCAUGUACCGGGUGUUCGAAACCCUGACCACGCGCUUUCCGGAUGUUCUGUGGGAAGGCUGUGCCUCUGGUGGUGGACGCUUCGAUCCUGGUGUCCUCGAGUACUUCCCGCAGAUCUGGACCUCCGACAACACCGAUGCCCUGAUGCGCAUCACCAUCCAGCUCGGUACCUCUCUGGCAUACCCACCCAGCGCCAUGGGUGCCCAUCUCUCAGCGGUCCCGAACGCACAGACCGGACGUACCAUUCCUGUCAAAUUCCGUGGUCACGUCGCCAUGAUGGGUGGAUCAUUCGGUCUCGAGCUCGACCCCGCCGAGCUGCACGAGGACGAGAAGGCUGAGGUUCCCGGACUGAUCGCGCUGGCAGAAAAGGUCAACCCAAUCGUACUGACUGGCGAUAUGUGGCGUCUCAGGCUUCCUGAGGAGUCCAACUGGCCAGCGGUGCUAUUCAUCUCCGAGGAUGGCAACCAAGCCGUCCUCUUCUACUUCCAACUCGGCCCUAAUGUUAACCAUGCUACUCCCUGGAUCAGGCUUCAGGGGUUGGAUCCCAAGGCCACGUAUAGCGUUGACGGCAGUGGAGCGUACUCGGGUGCGACAUUGAUGAACAUGGGGUUGCAGUAUAAGUUUGAAUCGGAUUAUGAUAGCAAGGUUGUAUUCUUGCAGAAGCAGUGA